This is a messenger RNA of Paramuricea clavata, 882 nucleotides long. Lineage: Eukaryota; Metazoa; Cnidaria; Anthozoa; Malacalcyonacea; Plexauridae. The record is from the annotation of a GenBank genome assembly.
AUGGUAUUACAAGGUAGCAACGGGCAGCCCAAUGCGUCCUGCGCCUUAUCCACGGCGCAAAAUAAAAAUUCCGACAGCAAACACGACAUCAAGACCGAUAAAAGUGAUCAUGUGAACAGUAAGAAUGAUCACGUGAAACGUCCGAUGAAUGCGUUCAUGGUCUGGUCUCAAAUUGAACGUCGUAAAAUGGCCGAAGAACAUCCCGACAUGCACAACGCCGAGAUCAGCAAACGCCUGGGAAAGCAAUGGAAGCUACUUAGCGAAGCGGAGAAACGACCGUUCGUUGAAGAAUCGGAACGCCUUCGUAUCCGACACAUGCAGGACUACCCCGACUACAAGUACAGGCCACGGAAGAAGAAGAAUCCGAAGAAGCCAAACUCGGAACCACAGAAACCUCUUCCCACAACGAUCGACCAACUUGGCUUCCAAGUAAGACAGGUGCCGACCAUGGGGCACCCCAAAUCAAACCCCGCCUAUAAUUUCGUCCCGGACGCACGGCUCUUUAAUAACGAAAUUGGCAACAUGAAACAACGGUUCGAAAGCUUCGCGACCGUACCUAUGGUAAACCAACCCGUACGGAGUGUACCCGAUUCCAUCUUAACCAGCCCCGAUGAUCAUAUCGACCAGUUAUCACUCUACGAAGAUUUUGACCAAAUGCCCGAUCUACACGGCAUCAAGAGACAGUUAAAUGCGCCAGCACAAGUACCUACAAGUUGGCCCAACCUUGAACUUUCAGGCCUCAAUAUUAAUAACCUCUCGCCACUAUUUAAUACAGGAACUUCGCAUUUUGACUUUCCCGACAUGUACACACCACCCGAAGUUUCCGAACUUAUCCAAGGCCAAUGGUUAGAAAAUAGCCUUGGGCAAAUCACGAACAUGUAG